AAUCUAAACCACUUACUUGUUUUGGUCAAAUUAUCUGAAACACCUGAACGCUAAACACAUACAAGAUACAAGAACCGAGCUCAUUCAAUCUCAUCCAUGGAGACCAUUCACUCAACCUUUUCAAUUUUCCACACAAACCCAGUUUUCUUCACCCGCAAGCCUCUUAGACCCAUCAAGGUUUCCAUCAAACCUCCACCACCAGACUUCGAUUUCAGGUCAGAAAUAUUGGAAGACUCGAGAGCCACAAUCGCAAAAACUUACCCUGAAUUGCUUGAUUUGGCUGAAAAUGGGAGCUUGUUCUUGGUCGAUAAGAGCCGGUUCGGCCCGGUUCCCGCAUGGAGAACCGAGUUCGUUGAGCCUGAGGCGAUAUGGUUAGUUGGAACCACUCAUAUUUCUCAGGACUCUGCUCUGGAGGUUGAGCGUGUAGUCCGGGCAGUGAAACCUGAUAAUGUGGUUGUGGAGCUAUGUAGAAGCAGAGCUGGGAUUAUGUAUGCUUCCAUGGAUGAUGAGUCCGGUCAACAAUUGAAGUCGAACAUGUUCUCUUUGAGUGGAAAUGGAUUCUUUGGAGCCGUUGGUCGUAGCAUAAACUUGGGGGGUCAAACUGCUCUGGCAUUACGCGUACUCUUGGCGGUUUUCUCUUCAAAGAUCUCAUCAGAUACCAACCGUCCUUUCGGUGAUGAGUUCCGCGCUGCUCGUAAAGCCUCUGAAGAAGUUGGUGCUCAGAUUGUUUUGGGGGAUCGCCCAAUUGAAAUAACUCUUGAAAGGGCUUGGAAUUCUCUGACAUGGACAGAGAAACUGAGCUUAGUGACGUCGGUUUUUCGUGGGAUAACAUCACCAUCUGAUAUGUCCCAAAAGAGUCUCAAGGAAUCAAGUACAAGUGACAGCACAUUUCAGCUGUAUGAGCAACUAAGUUCUUCAUAUCCCUCACUCCUGCAACCUCUUAUACAUGAACGAGACACCUACCUUGCAUGGUCUUUAAAGAGGAGCAAAGCUGUUAAUAAGAGUAAGAGAGUGGUGGGGGUUAUCGGAAAAGGCCACAUGAAUGGUGUAAUCUAUGCACUAUUAGCUGACUCAGGAGACCUACGGUUUCGAGACCUCGUAGGAGGACAGAGGCCUUCAUGGAGUUCUAACGAUGCUGCUUCUAAUGGCUGGGUUGUCAGGUUGCUCAAGGACUUGGUUAGAGAUACUAUCAUUGGCAUUGUCUUGUGGGCAUUAUAUGAGCAGAUCAAAGAUGGGUUAUAGAGUAAAAUACAAUUUGCUGGUGUUAAAAACAUUUUUAUACUGCACAAAGUUGUUUUGGAAUCACAAAUUGGUGAAAACUUCUGUCUAAUAAACAAAUUUUCAUGAAAUAAUGGGAUACAGUAAAUUGGGGAUUAAUUGCUGCAUCCAAGCUUAUCAUGUAUGGAUAUUGUUCAUGUAUAAAUUGUUUUCAUUAGGCAAACAAA
Molecule: messenger RNA, 1445 nt
Organism: Rosa rugosa (rugosa rose)
Lineage: Eukaryota; Viridiplantae; Streptophyta; Magnoliopsida; Rosales; Rosaceae
Exons: 7
Coding region: 97-1242 (381 amino acids)
Source: RefSeq, a predicted model, not a curated record